Molecule: messenger RNA, 1508 nt
Organism: Prosopis cineraria
Lineage: Eukaryota; Viridiplantae; Streptophyta; Magnoliopsida; Fabales; Fabaceae
Molecular function (GO): nucleic acid binding
Source: RefSeq, a predicted model, not a curated record
CCAAAUGCUUCACUGAAGGGAGUGUGCUCUAUGCUCUGUUUCCACUCAUUCUUUUACCUGGGAGCAACAAUGCCAAUGUUCGCUGCGACGCUUGGCUCCUUCCCGUCGAUCUCCUUCUUCUCACAACUUUCAUCUUCUUCCACCGAUGCCUUCGUUUCUCCUUCAAUCUCCUUUCCUUUCUCGAAUCAAUUCAAUCUCUCCAAGUAUGCCCACAAAUUAUCCGUCGUGAGAGGGCGGUGGUGUUACACAGCUAAAGUCUCCGUCUCUGGUAAUACACAGAUUGAUGAAAAUCCUGAGAGUCAACUCCAUGAUGACGACCCCUCUUCCUCACCGGACGCCGCUCGCCUAGCUCGGACAUCUGCUGAUUGGAAGGCUGCAAAGACAUAUAAAGAGAGUGGGUUCAUCUAUGAUGGCAGAAUUGAAGGUUUUAAUGGUGGAGGACUGCUAGUUCACUUUUAUUCUCUUGUGGGGUUUCUCCCAUUCCCACAGUUAAGCCCAUUGCAUUCAUGUAAAGAGCCGCACAAAUCUAUCCAGGACAUUGCAAAAGGUUUAGUUGGUUCCCUCAUGUCGGUGAAGGUAAUUCAAGCAGAUGAGGAUAAAAGGAAAUUGAUCUUCUCUGAAAAGGAGGCUGCCUGGUCUAGAUAUUCUGAACGGGUCAGGGUUGGGGAUAUCUUUGAAGCAAUGGUUGGUUCUGUUGAGGACUAUGGUGCUUUUGUUCAUUUGCGUUUCCCUGACGGUCUUUAUCACCUCACUGGUCUAGUGCACAUCUCAGAAGUGUCGUGGGAUCUAGUUCAUGAUGUGAGAGACAUCUUGACAGAAGGUGAUAAAGUGAGGGUCAAAGUCACUAGUGUUGAUCGAGAAAAAUCAAGGAUUAGACUAUCAGUAAAACAGUUAGAAGAAGAUCCACUUCUAGAAACUCUUGAUAAAGUAAUACCUCAGAGUGGCUCAGAUGAUCUUGACUCUUCAAGUGAUGGCACUGGCAAUGCUAUUGAGCCUCUUCCUGGCCUUGAAACAAUACUUGAAGAGCUACUCCAGGAAGAUGGGAUAGAUGAUGCCAGAAUCAGCCGUCAAGGUUUUGAAAGACGGGUGGUUUCACAAGACUUGCAACUAUGGCUUUCUAAUGCACCUCCCACUGCAAAGGUUACUCUUCUUGCUCGGGCCGGAAGACAGGUGCAGGAAAUACAUCUGACAACGUCUCUUGAUCAGGAAGGUAUCAAAAGGGCAUUACAAAGAGUAUUGGAACGUGUUCCCUGAUCCUAAUGGUGCUUACUGUUUUUGCACAGUUAUCCUACGUUUAAGAGUUCAAAUUAUUGCACUAAAAAAGAUUUUAAAUGUGGCCCUCUCUAUGUGUAUCCCACGUCCAUAUUAUGCCAUAUCCAGAAACACACAAGGAAGUAGUGAAUCUCUCUGUUCUCCUUUAUAGGACUUUUAAGGAUAGAAUCUUCUCUGUUCUUUGUCCUGUGUUCUGGUGGUACAAAUGUUGUCACAUGACUCAUGAGAUCUGAAAA